Molecule: messenger RNA, 1137 nt
Organism: Anopheles cruzii
Lineage: Eukaryota; Metazoa; Arthropoda; Insecta; Diptera; Culicidae
Exons: 6
Coding region: 1-1137 (378 amino acids)
Biological process (GO): cell-matrix adhesion
Cellular component (GO): basement membrane
Source: RefSeq, a predicted model, not a curated record
AUGAACACAGUCCAGGCCAUUCUGUGGUCGUUAGUUUUGCUGUUUCCUGCGCACUACGAUGCCAUCGUAGACCCUCCGUCAUGUGAGUCGUCGUCCUUCGGGUGUGUCUCCUCACUCCGGCAGCAGGACUGCCCGAAAGGGGAAAUCCUCAUCUCGGGUGGUUCGCUUAACGGGUGCUGUCCCGGGUGUCGUGGUGGCCGCACGUAUCUAGCGAUCUGCAACGACAACAUCCCCGAUCGUCACUGCGCUCCCGGGCUGAAAUGUAGCGGCCGGAAGUGUAUCUACGAUCGCUCUACCUGUCUGCACACAAUGCACCUGGACACAAGUCUGGUCGGUUGGGUGCCGAAGUGUAACCUGGAUGGGACGUACGCGCCCAAGCAGUGUCGAGGAGACCGUCUUUCUGGGCGCUGUUUCUGCUACAGUGAAGAUGGAAAACGAAUCUUUGGCUGGGAUUGGUACCGCUAUACCGGGCAAAUGACGUGCGACUGCAGUCGAAGACGUUACAAGCUGGAGAACGAAGGACGCUUCGAUGUGACACUGCACUGUACGCAAAACGGGAACUACGAAGAGUUGCAGUGCGACUCGGGGCUGUGUUGGUGUGCGGACGAGUUUACCGGAAGCGUGCAGCUGGGAACGACUGUGAUUCACGAGAGUUUGUGGACAUUAUUGCCAUGCUAUAACCGUACACUGCACGGUGAGUCGUACUUGCGGCAAUGUGAAAGUGCUGCCUACGCCCAGAAAAUGAUCCUCAAGAAGUUCUACACGCGCGGGACCAUUGGGGUAACCUUCAACGAGGUACGUUGCGACUACGAUGGCGCUUACGGACUGUUUCGGGUGGACAAUGGAGUUGUCUACUGCACCUGGCGCGAUGGCAAGAAGAUUGGUUCGUUUCAGAUACGCUCCAACAUGCUGUCGUCAGUCAACUGUUACUGUGCACGUGACGCAACCAUCUACCGGGACGAAGGAAUACCGUUUACGUUGGCCUGUGGUGGAAAUGGAAACUACGAAUACUCGCAGGACCUGAACGGAAAGCUCUUCUGUGUCGACGGCGAUGGAUACGUCGUGAGCACCGACGUGGCACCGAACGAAGCGUGUGACAAGUUUAUCUACAACUCGCCCUUCUACGAUGAGGACUAG